AUGUCUCAAAGAGACCGAGAGACUGCUUCAAUAACGACACCACACCAUCCCCCGAGUCUGUAUCCCCAGAACGGCCCGGGGUGUGAAUCCGGUGAUCGUGUGAUCCUUGGAGAGCUUCAGGGUCGGGAUCACCGAGUUCCUCGUUCCUCCAUAGUGGACUGUCUGUUGGUGGAGUUGUAUGACACCUACAGUAGCGCCCGGAUCAGUGUCGACAGCCCGGAUAGUAGUACCGAGGCGUCCAGUUCGGAGCUGUUCUGCCGUAGUAAUACUGGGUCCAGUUUCCUCCAGGAACUACAGGAGAAACACACCAGGAGACAUCAGGUCAGCUACCUGUCUCAGAAAGCACCAGGAGAGUUGAGCUGUAUCGUAGAGGAGGUUCUCUACAGGACGGGUCUCCAGUCAGCCAAGCUGCUACGCCAGCUGAAGCGGAGAGAUCGCCUCGCUCACAAGCUCCAGAAGAACUAUGACAUCAUCACCGCCUGUCUUCAGGCCGUGUCCCAGAAGAGAAGAGUGGACACCAGGUUAAAGUUCACCAUCGAACCUUCUCUGGGCAAGAACGGCUUCCAACAGUGGUAUGAUGCUCUGAAGGCUGUGGUCAGACUUCCUACAGGCAUCCCUAAAGAGUGGAGGAAGAGGGUAUGGUUAAGUCUAGCUGAUCACUACCUCCACAGUAUCUCUAUCGACUGGGACAAAACUCUCCGCUUCGCUUUCAACGAACGCAGUAACCCUGACGAUGACUCGCUGGGCAUCCAGAUUGUUAAGGACCUACACAGGACAGGUUGUAGUUCAUACUCCGGCCAGGAGGGGGAGCAGGACCGAGUGGUGCUGAAGAGGGUACUCCUGGCGUACGCUCGCUGGAAUAAGGCUGUAGGAUACUGCCAGGGCUUCAAUGUACUGGCGGCUCUCAUACUGGAGGUUACCGAGGGCAACGAGAGCCACGCACUCAAGGUGAUGAUCUACCUGAUAGACAAGGUGCUACCGGAGAGUUAUUUUGCCAACAACCUGCGUUCUCUGUCGGUGGACAUGGCCGUGUUCAGAGAUCUCCUGAGGAUGAAGCUUCCUCACCUCUCACAGCACCUCCACCUUCUGCAGAAGACUGCUGAUAGAGAGGCUGGAGGAAGCUACGAGCCUCCCCUGACCAAUGUCUUCACCAUGCAGUGGUUUCUGACCAUGUUUGCGACGUGCCUGCCGCCCAACACCGUGCUGAAGAUCUGGGACUCGGUGUUCUUCGACGGUUCGGAGGUUCUCCUGAGGGUAGCUCUGGCUAUCUGGUCUCACCUGGAGGAGCAUAUAGAGUGCUGUCAAACAGCAGAUGACUUCUACAGCACCAUGGGAUGGAUCACUCAGGAGAUGUUGGAGAACGGCCUCGUGGACUGUAGCCACCUCAUGCAGACGGUCUACUCCAUGGCUGCGUUUCCGUUCCCUCAGCUGGCUGAACUCCGAGAGAAAUACACCUACAACAUCACUCCCUUCCCCACAUCCAACCCCAACGGCAGUGGCGGUCCAGGUGGCUGGGAGGGCGAUGAAGACGAGGAUGAAGAUGAAGAUGCCGUGGUGACAGCAGCGUUGGGAUGUUUGGGUCCUCUGGGUGGGCUGUUAGCUCCAGAACUACAGCGGUACCAGAAACACAUCAAAGACCAGCGCUGGGGGGAGCAGGGAGGUGACAUGGCGGCCCUGAGCCCGGGUGCGGUGGACGGGGGCGGGAGAGCGGAGCACCAAGCGGCCGUGAACAGUAUGUUACAGGAGAGGAUGAGUACGGACGUCAGCGCUCUGAGGAAACAAUACUCGCGUCUGAAGAGACAUCAGCAACAACAGGCCAGACGGCUGUACAUACACACAGAUCGAUGUCCAGCCACCAGUGUUUUAGCAUCUCAACUCCGUCCUUCUCCUGUCGUCAACCACCUGUUGCUAGGCAGGAAGCCCAGGAACGGCCGGGAACGGCCUCCGUCCUGUCCCCACGGCCUGCAGGGAGGUGUCCCCCUGUCCCAGGAACAGUCCAGCCCUGCCACCGUCCCCCCUAGAGGGGAGAGGGAGAGGAACGGACUGGUAUCUCGCGCUGAAGACUGUCGGAGCAGGGCGAGGUCCCCCUGGCGAGCCCACGUACGAACCCAACGCAGGAACACAGCCCGGGUACAGCUAGGGUUUGGAGACGAGGAGGACAGACGGCCUCGUCAGACGGAGGAGGAGGAGGAGGACAGACGCCCUGGUCAGACGGAGGAGGAGGAGGACAGACGCCCUGGUCAGACGGAGGAGGAGGAGGAGGACAGACGCCCUGGUCAGACGGAGGAGGAGGAGGAGGACAGACGCCCUCGUCAGACGGAGGAGGAGGACAGACGCCCUCGUCAGACGGAGGAGGAGGAGGACAGACGCCCUCGUCAGACGGAGGAGGAGGACAGACGCCCUCGUCAGACGGAGGAGGAGGACAGACGCCCUCGUCAGACGGAGGAGGAGGACAGACGCCCUCGUCAGACGGAGGAGGAGGACAGACGCCCUCGUCAGACGGAGGAGGAGGACAGACGCCCUGGUCAGACGGAGGAGGACAGACGGCCUCGUCAGACGGAGGAGGAGGAGGAGGAGGACAGACGCCCUGGUCAGACGGAGGAGGAGGAGCACAGACGGCCUCGUCAGACGGAGGAGGAGGAGGAGGAGAGAGAUGGAGUGGGUGAGGGAAAGGCUGAUGACGAGGGUAGUCACCUCCCUGUGUCUCCUGCCCAGACCUCCAGGAAGGAGGAGGAGCACCUGGUGUCUCUAGAGCUGAACUCUGGGUCAGAACUAAACCAGACCCCACCUCCACGACCCUCCUCUAGCCCGGACACGCCGCCCUCCUCUGGCCCGGACGCGCCGCCCUCCUCUGGCCCGGACGCGCCGCCCUCCUCUGACCCGGACGCGCCGCCCUCCUCUGACCCGGACGCGCCGUCCUCCUCCCGACCCGGACGCGCCGCCCUCCUCUGGCCCGGACGCGCCGCCCUCCUCCUGACCCGGACGCGCCGCCCUCCUCUGGCCCGACGCGCCGCCCUCCUCUCUGGCCCGGACGCGCCGCCCUCCUCUGGCCCGGACGCGCCGCCCUCCUCUGGCCCGGACGCGCCGCCCUCCUCUGACCCGGACGCGCCGCCCUCCUCUGGCCCGGACGCGCCGCCCUCCUCUGGCCCGGACGCGCCGCCCUCCUCCUGGCCCGGACGCGCCGCCCUCCUCUGGCCCGGACGCGCCGCCCUCCUCUGGCCCGGACGCGCCGCCCUCCUCUGGCCCGACGCGCCGCCCUCCUCUGGCCCGGACGCGCCGCCCUCCUCUGGCCCGGACGCGCCGCCCUCCUCUGGCCCGGACGCGCCGCCCUCCUCUGGCCCGGACGCGCCGCCCUCCUCUGACCCGGACGCGCCGCCCUCCUCUGACCCGGACGCGCCGCCCUCCUCUCCCUCCAUCCCAGAGCUGCCUGUCCUGCCUCCUCUUCCUCGACCAUCCUCAUCACACCUCCACGGUCAACAGUCCGACCCUUCAGUCUCCUAUCAGAACAUCUACUGUAUGAGAUGCUCCCCUGGUAACCCUGUUACCCUCUCUAACCCCCACAGCCCCGUUACCCUCUCUAACCCCCACAGCCCUGUUACCCUCUCUAACCCCCACAGCCCCGUUACCCUCUCUAACCCCCACAGCCCCGUUACCCUCUCUAACCCCCACAGCCCCGUUACCCUCUCUAACCCCCACAGCCCCGUUACCCUCUCUAACCCCACAGCCCUCCCUGUUACCCCCUCUAACCCCCACAGCCCCGUUACCCCCUCUAACCCCCACAGCCCCGUUACCCCUCGAACCCCCACAGCCCCGUUACCCCCUCGAACCCCCCUGCCCCGUUUCCCCCUCUAA
This is a messenger RNA of Salmo salar (Atlantic salmon), 3852 nucleotides long. The record is from RefSeq and is a predicted model, not a curated record. Lineage: Eukaryota; Metazoa; Chordata; Actinopteri; Salmoniformes; Salmonidae.